Molecule: messenger RNA, 1134 nt
Organism: Nerophis lumbriciformis (worm pipefish)
Lineage: Eukaryota; Metazoa; Chordata; Actinopteri; Syngnathiformes; Syngnathidae
Source: RefSeq, a predicted model, not a curated record
AUGGCUCUGAAUAUCGCCUCAAUACGCGACACAAAAUGGCUGACCCUGGAAGUGUGUCGGCAGUUUCAGAGGGGGACUUGCUCGCGCACAGAUGAAGAGUGCAAAUUUGCCCACCCGUCGAAAAGCUGCCAAGUGGAAAACGGAAGAGUGAUUGCGUGUUUUGACUCUUUAAAGGGCCGCUGCACGCGGGAGAACUGCAAAUACCUCCACCCGCCCGCUCACCUGAAAACCCAGCUGGAGAUCAACGGGCGCAAUAACCUCAUCCAGCAGAAGACAGCGGCCGCCAUGUUGGCCCAUCAGAUGCAAUUUAUGAUUCCCGGCACCACCAUGCAGCCUGUGCAGACAUUUCCAGUCAGCCAGGGUCUGGGCUCCGGUGGCGCUCUGAGCUACACACCGUACCUGACCCCCGUGUCGCACGGAAUGGGCCUGGUACCGGCAGACAUCUUGCCCAGCACGCCCGUCAUCGUCCCCGGCAGCCCUCCCGCGUCAUUGGCCGCCGCCUCCUCAGCCAAUCAAAAACUGCUGCGAACAGACAAACUGGAGGUUUGUCGCGAGUUCCAGCGGGGUAACUGCGCUCGAGGCGAGACCGACUGCCGCUUCGCCCACCCGUGCGACAGCCCCAUGAUCGACACCAGCGACAACACGGUCACUGUCUGCAUGGACUAUAUCAAGAGCCGUUGCUCCCGCGAGAAGUGCAAGUACUUCCAUCCGCCAGCCCAUCUGCAGGCCAAGAUCAAGGCUACCCAACACCAGGCAAACCAGACCACGGCAGCCAUGACUCAGUCGACUGCCAAAGCAAUGAAGCGACCCCUCGAGGCAGCUGUAGACCUGGCGUUCCCCCACAGCGUCCUACAGCCGUUACCAAAGAGGGCAGCACUGGAGAAAAGUAACGGUGCAAGCUCCCUGUUUAACCCAAGUGUCUUGCACUACCAGCAAGCCCUGGCCAACGCUCAGCUCCAACAGCCUGCUUUCUUUCCCACAGGGUCAGUCCUGUGCAUGGCGCCCGCUAGCAGUCUUGAUCAUCCUGAAGUGAAUGCCACAAAAGCAGCGACGUGUGACGAAGCUGCCUGCAAACUGCCUGCGUGUAAAUACUAUCUGUCCUCUCCCGUAGAGGUCCGGCAACCUGCAUGCUAA